Molecule: messenger RNA, 842 nt
Organism: Halteromyces radiatus
Lineage: Eukaryota; Fungi; Mucoromycota; Mucoromycetes; Mucorales; Cunninghamellaceae
Product: RNAPII transcription regulator C-terminal-domain-containing protein
Exons: 4
Coding region: 61-708 (215 amino acids)
Biological process (GO): iron-sulfur cluster assembly
Cellular component (GO): cytosolic [4Fe-4S] assembly targeting complex
Source: RefSeq, a predicted model, not a curated record
AUAAUUUUGUUGUAGCUGACCAAAGGAUUGGUGGUUCGUGGUCAUCAACUUGGCUUUGAAAUGUUGGAUAGGCUCAUUGAAUGGUGCUACACAGAUGAUCUGGGAUCUGAAGCUGCUACUGGAAUUGCAGUCAUAUUACAUCAAGAUGAGAUGAUACUCAAUCGCAAAUCUCAUGCAACUAUUUCAAUACUUUAUCGCCAACGCAUCUUUCAUCAUUGUGCUCCAAGGUUGAUUGCUCAUCAAAAUGAUCUUUACUGUUUGGUUGCCCUUUCACAUAUUCUCGUCCAUACUCCAACACAAGUGCCAGCAUCUGAAAUCUCAAAGUUGCUCCCAGCGAUGACUCAGGCAUUACGUACCGUAGAUCAUGAAGAACUAGUAUUAUCAAUGAUGGAAGUAGCACAAUCUAUAAUACCAUUUGAAAACAGCAAUGAUAGUCAACAAUUGAAUUCAUUAUUGGACGCGUUAUUGGCAUUAACCAUCGAUCAUGACAAGACGAAGAUACGACGAAAUGCAUUACGAUGUCUUUCUCGCUAUGCACAGGUUGCGCAAUCAACAAAAAAAAUAGAAAUGCUCAGGCUGUAUGUUCCAAAAGUGAUUAAAAGGUUAGGAAUGGCUUUGGAUGACAAGAAACGAUUGGUACGGAAAGAAGCUGUAGAUUGUCGGGAACAAUGGUACAUGCUUUUACUGCUCCUUGAUAAUGGAAAGUAGACUUUAUUCUCAUGUUAUAUGGAUCAAGGAUAAUUUAUAGUAUCUUUAGUGUAUAUAGUUAUAGAUUUAAUUUUAAAAUACAAAAGGAAAACAAAAAUAAUACCUUAUCAAUAAAUAAUAAAUGAUGAUCAACC